Messenger RNA from Lathyrus oleraceus (garden pea), 1639 nucleotides. RefSeq lists its product as uncharacterized. The record is from RefSeq and is a predicted model, not a curated record. Bases 63 to 1607 code for a protein of 514 amino acids. NCBI's taxonomy places the organism in Eukaryota, Viridiplantae, Streptophyta, Magnoliopsida, Fabales, Fabaceae. The transcript is spliced from 3 exons.
UCACAUACAAUAAUCUAUAGCGUUUCAAUACUGAGUUCUCGGUUAUAGUACGUCGUGCUGCCAUGGCUUCCGAACAACCACAAGAAGAUACAAGAACAAUUUCCCUCAAAGUCUUAGUGGAGAAACAAAGAAACAAAGUUGUUUUAGUGGAAGCUACAAAAGACUUUGUUGACACUCUCUUUAGCUUUCUAUCUCUUCCACUCGGCACAAUCAUUCGUCUUUUAUCAAACAAUGACCAACAACAAUCAUCCGUAUCAGAAUCAUCGUCAUUUCUUGGUAAUAUUAACAACCUCUACCGAAGUGUACAAAACCUCAACUCAGAGGAUGUUUGGAACAAUCCUGUCUGCCAACAAAUGUUGCUACAUCCUAGAAAUCCAUGUGAAGCAUUAUGCAUGAAGCUGUUCUUGAAUGUUGAUGACACUGAGCCAUCAAAUAAGAUACUUGUGUGUGACCAUUGUAACAGGUUUACUACUUUUCAGAACCUUGUUUGCAUAUGUGGAAAACCAACAAACAAACAUCCUAAGAAUUUGGAUUCUGAGGGUCAGACUCAGGGUAAUAGUACUAUAGCGGAUUCAAAAAAUGGAGUCUUUGUUAAAGAAAAUGGGUCAAACUUUACUGUUUCUUUGUUUGAUGAUUUGAAGAUUGUGCCAAGUUCCAUUAUGAAUGCCUUGCACCUGUUGAAUGAAUUGGGGUAUUCAGACUUGACUCAACUAGAGGAAAUCACACACAAGUUUGGCAAACAGGAGAUAUUGAACUUGUUAAAGUAUUGCUUAACCUCGCACGAGCCAUUGACAAAUACCAUUCUUAAACGUAGCUCCAAGAACAAAGACAACCUGUCUUGCCAAUUUUCAUCGGCACAAAGCGUGAUGUCUUGCAGUAGUAACAACAGUAAAAUUGAUAUCAAGGUCGUGCAAAGUAAAUCUCAGAAAAAGGUAGUCUUUGCAGAAGCCAAUGGAGAUUUUGUCAACUUCAUUUUGAGCUUCCUAACCAUGCCAUUAGGGUCUAUUAUAAAGCUUUUAGGACCCAACUAUUUUGAUGGAUGUGUUACAAAUUUGUAUAAGAGUGUGGAGAACUUGGACUCUUCCUUAUGUACGUGCUCACACACUGUCUUACUCAAUCCUGGUGUAGCGCCACAGUUUGGUUUUCCAAAACAGCUUCUCAACAUUCCUCACGCAGAACACCCUCUUUAUUAUUAUGGUACUGGGACUUCAAAACAAGUGUAUGAUUCUUUUACACAUUGUUAUGAAAACGUAGAAGCAAAAAUAAAGGGUGGAGUAUUUUCUAAGAAACCAGAAUCAAUCUUUAAUGGAAGAACCUUGACUGCAUUAGAUCCAAGAUCCCCCAACAGGUCAAAAGUCGUGGGAUUCGUAAAGAAAGAAGCAUUGUAUGGUGUGGGAGAUGAUCUAACGGUUAAAGCACUUUCAGCUGAUUUUUGCCUUUCAUAUUUUAAAGAAUCAAGCAUUCCCCUUGAUGAUCUUGAAGUGAAGGUGAUUAGCAUAGGUGAAGUUGAGGCUAUGAACAUCCUUGGAGCUUCUUUGAUAUCAAAAUUUACUUUGACAAAUGGACUUGGAGACUUCUUGAAAGAGUCAACUGUGACUUCAAACUAGUUUGUUAAUUUGAUGAUCUUUUAAUGGAGCUC